Synchytrium microbalum is the source of this 1422-nucleotide messenger RNA. It is a transcript of the gene CAR2, whose product is annotated as ornithine aminotransferase. Gene Ontology annotation, molecular function: pyridoxal phosphate binding; identical protein binding; L-ornithine transaminase activity. NCBI's taxonomy places the organism in Eukaryota, Fungi, Chytridiomycota, Chytridiomycetes, Synchytriales, Synchytriaceae. The transcript has 9 exons. The coding region runs from base 1 to 1422 and encodes 473 amino acids. Gene Ontology annotation, cellular component: cytoplasm. The record is from RefSeq and is a predicted model, not a curated record.
AUGCUCACUGAACAACAAACAAUCGAAACCAAGAAGACCUCCAUGAUGGUGACUCCAUCUCCUCCCGUAUCUCCUGUAAAGUCGAACGGCAGCAUGGCCCACAAGAACGGCAAUCAUGAUUCAUCUGAUGCACAUGCACAUGUGUCAACUCAGGAAGCUAUGGAUCUGGAAAGUGAAUAUGCUGCUCACAACUACCAUCCAAUUCCAGUAGUCUUUGCGCGUGCUAAAGGAGUCAAUGUUUGGGAUCCUGAGGGCAAGAAAUACUUGGAUUUCUUAUCGGCCUACUCGGCUGUCAAUCAAGGUCACUGUCACCCAAAGAUCGUGCAGGCUUUGACUGAUCAAGCCAGUAAAGUUGCUUUGAGUUCUCGAGCGUUCUAUAAUGAUGUGUUUGGUCGUUAUGCCAAAUUUGUGACUGAGUAUUUUGGAUUCGAUAUGGUGUUACCUAUGAAUACUGGUGCUGAAGGUGUUGAAACCGCAUUAAAGCUCGCUCGAAAAUGGGGUUACAUGAAGAAAAAAAUCCCAGCUGGAAAAGCAAUAAUUCUAUCAGUCACAAACAACUUCCACGGCCGCACCAUAUCCAUCAUAUCCAUGAGCACAGACGAAGACGCAACCAACGAUUUCGGUCCAUUCGUACCGCAAAUCGGGUGUGUCUGUCCAGUCACUGGUCGAGCAAUUCGUUAUGAUAAUCUAGAUGAUUUGGAAGCUGCUUUGAAGGCACAUGGACAUCAUGUUGCUGGCUUUUUGGUUGAGCCUAUUCAAGGAGAAGCCGGUAUCAUUAUUCCUAGUGAUGGGUAUUUGAGCAAGGCUUACGCAUUGUGUAAAAAGUAUAAUGUCUUGUUUAUUGCUGAUGAGAUUCAGUCUGGGCUGGGACGUACAGGCAAACUAUUGGCUGUGGACCAUGACAAUGUAAAACCUGAUGUGUUGAUUUUGGGCAAAGCACUUUCUGGCGGAAUGUAUCCUGUCGCUGCUGUUCUAGCAAACAAGGAUGUGAUGCUCUGUAUCAAGGCUGGAGAACACGGUUCCACUUAUGGUGGUAACCCAUUGGCUUCUGCUGUUGCUAUUGCGUCAUUGGAGGUGUUGAGGGAUGAGCAUAUGGUUGAGAACGCUGAUCUCAUGGGUCGCAAGUUCCGUGACGCAUUGAUUGCUAUGAAAUCACCGCUUAUUCAGACUGUUCGUGGCCGAGGUCUCUUGAACGCCAUUGUGAUUGACGAAACCAAGUCUGACAAGACUGCAUGGCACGUCUCUCUUCUUCUCAAGCAUUAUGGUUUAUUAUGCAAGCCCACGCACAGGACAAUUAUCAGAUUGGCUCCUCCUCUCUGUAUCACUGAAGACGAACUGAAUGAAGGAAUUGAAAUCAUUCGACGUGUAUUUACUGAAAUCCCCAACAUGAAAAUCGAAGACAUACCUGGUCAUGACUAUUAA